UACUUGUUCAGUGUUUCUUUUUCAUGGAAACGAAGAUGUUCUUGUUGCUUCUUCCUCAUCUUUCUACCAUAACACGCUCAGUAGUCAUACAUAAACUCACAUCUUUUAACUAUCGCAAGUAGAAUUAUUUUUUGUAAGAAAUACAUUUGAUCCUGCGAGGAAGCAGUGUUAAUGGUUAUUCGUUAAAAAGAGAAGUCUGCUUUCUCUGUAACUGUUCCAUGCAUUGAGCAGGGAAGACAAGACUGACCGUGGGCAGCAAAUGAGAAAGCAGAGCGACUGAAAACUGGGACCGGCGAGGUUGGGCAGUUUGUUUAUUGGGGGAAGUAAAAAGCCUCGAGAUAAGUGGGGGUCUGGAGGUCCGGGAGAAGCGAGGGCGAGGAGAGAGAAAAACGGGCUAUAAGGUUUGCGCUACUUCGCGUCUCUUCCAAGUUGGACGCUUCGCUGUGACUCUGUGACUCUGAGAGCAGUGUCUUUUGAGUGUGCGUGCUCGCUUCCUUCCAUUGCCUCCUCAUUUCGCUGUUGUUCCGUGUCCAAAAUAUCUUCUUUUUUCCCCCUACCUCUCCAUUGCGCUUGGACGGUAGCCAGCGGCUUUGGAUCGAGUUUGUGCUGCGAAGACGAGGUUGCCCAAUUUCACUUAUUAGGCUUUGUCGUGGCGUUUCUCUUCGGCCUCUUGUUCUUCUCCACUGGCAUGCUCUAAGCUUUCCCCUUUCUCCGACUUCGUAUUCCUGAACUGGAAAGAUCGGUUUUACCGCUCUUCAGCAUUCAGCGGGGAAGGAAACCAUCUGCGACGGGUGCAUGAAGGACUGCCGAAACAAUGAAAGAUGAAAACUCAAAGAAAAGCAAGUCAUCAUGGUCCAAGACAGUUCGAAAAUGGUUCAACAUCAAAAACAACCCUGGGGACUUCCAGGCUGAUGAUGAUGUAUUUGGAAGAGGUGAUGGAGAAUGGAGGACCAACUUCAUGGAGAGGGACACAAGCACAGUGAAGAAAAGCAGGACAGAGAGGCUGUAUGAGAAGAACACAAAUCAUGUUCGGCGAGGAAGAUUUGAUGUUGAUGCUGCUCAUGUUACAGAUGUGAAGGACUACAAGAUUUUUGUAUCGACAUGGAAUGUUGGUGGGAAGUCCCCGACAAAAAAUUUGAAUCUUGAGGAAUGGAUCCAUACUUCACCUCCUGCAGAUAUAUAUGUUUUAGGAUUUCAAGAGAUUGUUCCUCUUAAUGCUGGAAAUGUUCUUGGUUCAGAAGACAAUAUUCCAGCAAAGAAAUGGUUAGCACUAAUUAGGAGGACACUAAACACUCUUCCUAGCACGAAUGGUUGUGGCGAAGGCUGUGGUUUACCAUCCCCCGUUCCAAAUCCACUAGUGGAGAUGGAUGCUGAUUUUGAGGGGUCUUCGAUAAGGCAGAUGAACUCAUCAUUCUUCCAUCGACGGUCAUUUCAUUCCAUGAGUCGUAGUUCAAGAAUAGACAAUGAUGUCAUGGUAAUGCAACCAAGGCUGGAUCGAAGAUUCAGUGUUUGUGAUCGGGUGAGCAUCAAGAGUAGACCAAGUAACUUUGAUCCAUAUUUUAACUUUGGAGCUUCACCCUAUGAUGAGGUAGUUGCGGGAGAAAUAUCAUCUUACUCUGAUUUUUGCUCGCCAAUGUCAUAUUCUUGUGGUGUUCCACGGCAUAUGGAAGAAAGGGAUAGAUUUUCAGUUCUCUCUAGUUCUAGGUACUGCUUGGUUGCAAGUAAGCAGAUGGUAGGCAUAUUUCUGACAAUUUGGGUGCAAAGUGAAAUUAGAAGCAACAUAAAGAACUUGAAGGUAUCCUGCAUCGGGAGGGGAUUAAUGGGCUAUCUUGGAAACAAGGGUUCAAUCGCAAUUAGCAUGUUAUUGCACCGAACAAGCUUUUGCUUCAUCUGUACUCACCUAACCUCGGGAGAGAAAGAAGGGGAUGAACUACGGAGGAACUCAGACGUGAUUGAGAUAUUAAGGAAAACAAAAUUUCCUCGGGUGCACAAAGCAUUCAACGAAAUGUCUCCUGAAACAAUCCUUGAUCAUGAUCGCAUCAUGUGGCUUGGUGACUUGAACUACCGUAUUGCUCUAUCAUAUCAGCUAGCAAAAGCACUAGUUGAGAUGCACAACUGGAGAGCAUUAUUGGAAAAGGAUCAGCUUCGGAUAGAGCAAAGGUGUGGACGAGUUUUUGAAGGAUGGAAGGAAGGAGGGAUAUUCUUUCCUCCCACCUACAAAUAUUCAAACAACUCCGACAGAUAUGCUGGUGAAGACAUGCAUCGAAAAGAGAAGAGGCGAACACCUGCUUGGUGUGACCGUAUCUUGUGGUAUGGCCAAGGUCUUACUCAGCUAGCUUAUUUACAUGGAGAGUCUAGAUUUUCGGAUCAUAGACCAGUAUACAGUAUUUUCAAUGCAGAGGUUGAAAUAAUAAAUUACAACAGAAUCAAGAGCAUGGGUUGUAGCUCUCGAAUAGAGGUGGAAGAGCUACUACCAUACUCACAUGGUUUCACAGAGAAUUAUUAUUGAAGUGUCUGCGCAAAUUCUAAACAAAGGGUUGUUCUGCACUCAGGCCCCAACAAUGAGCUUCCAAAUUUGUGGACCCAGCAUCAAGCAAAGAAAAUAGGUGCUUAUUUUUUAUAAUUCAACAGAUCAAAACUCAGAAUUCCAUAAUGAUUUAUUUUGUUUAAAUUCGAAAAGUUGACAUUACCUCGUCCUACAACCAUAUUUUACAAACUACUUUAAAGGAACUAUAGACAUGUUUCAGACACCGGAUAACCAGAUUUAGCUGACCAAAGAUGAGCAAAUAAAUACCACUACAAGUGCCUUUCGCAAAAGACAUCAGCCACUCAGGAACUGCCAAGCUUGUUUGUUAGUAUUGUCCAAGUUUUGAUGUCUGGAAGAGUGUAGGGAAAUUUUUUUUUCCCUUGUAUUGUGGAGGCACUCAUUGUCAUUUGGAUAAAGGAAUGUAUCAUUUGUGUUCAUAGAGCAUACUUAGGGAGUUGACUGAAGAAGUUUUUGUCAUUGAUGAUCAAUGGUGGUUGCUUU
This is a messenger RNA of Zingiber officinale, 3028 nucleotides long. RefSeq names its product type IV inositol polyphosphate 5-phosphatase 7-like. The record is from RefSeq and is a predicted model, not a curated record. Bases 815 to 2509 code for a protein of 564 amino acids. Gene Ontology annotation, molecular function: phosphatidylinositol-4,5-bisphosphate 5-phosphatase activity; inositol-polyphosphate 5-phosphatase activity; phosphatidylinositol-3,4,5-trisphosphate 5-phosphatase activity. Gene Ontology annotation, biological process: phosphatidylinositol dephosphorylation. The transcript has 13 exons. NCBI's taxonomy places the organism in Eukaryota, Viridiplantae, Streptophyta, Magnoliopsida, Zingiberales, Zingiberaceae.